CAUAUUUUGACCGGCACCGUUUUUUUUUUACGUGGGAGAUAAGGGGGCCCUUAACGAGACUUAGUAUAUCUCAUGACUGGAGCUUUUCUGUGCUGCCCUUGACAGACCCUGAUACGCUAUAAGGGAAGUAAGGGAGUUGGAGCCAUUAUUGGGAAAAGCUGUAUCUGUAAUACCGUUUUAUUUGAGAAGUGUAUACACCGGUACCGAGACAUACUUACUAGACGAGCUUGGAAGGUCAGCCUUGGUCAGCCUUGAAUUGCUGUUGGUAUGUUGUUUGCAGAUGUGGGUGUGGGUUCUACUCAGGUAUAUCCGCCCAGCUCAAGAAUCCCCCUAAUCUCAGCAGAUCCUGGCUUUACAAACACUAUAUACAUAAUACAGCUGAAGCGAUGGUGGCCCUAUUGACUUCUUUACGGUCGACAUUUUACGGCUUACUUGCCUCUACAGGAUUGUACGCGCUAUUCAUUGGUCUACUCACCAUUCCGGUGUUACAGGAUCAGGUCAUUUAUCUCAACCGCGUAACUCUGACCUGGUUUCAAGACGUUAAUAUACCAGAGCAAUGGGGCUUUCUUCGGAAUCAAGUUUCACCCUUUUUUCUGAAGACUCCUGACGGAGAGUCGCUUCAUGCUUGGCACAUUCUACCGCUCGGAUUGUACCAGCAACAUCAGACGGCCUUAACCGACGAACCUCAUGGAUUGGCGUCGGAUAUCAAGGAGAGGAUUAGCUUCAAGCUGCUUCGCGAUGAUCCCUCCUCUCUUCUGGUGCUGUACUUCCACGGCGCUGCGGGAACCCUAGGGUCGGGUUGGAGACCGCCGAGCUACCGGGCCAUGUCAGCCGGUGCACCAUACCGUAUACAUACAUUGGCCAUAGACUAUCGCGGCUUCGGAGCCAGCAGCGGCAGUCCUUCGGAGGAAGGCCUGCUGACUGAUGCUAUCACGCUUGCUGAGUGGGCGAUGAAAGAAGCCGGGAUCCCACCUUCACGUAUCGUGAUAUUCGCACAAUCCCUGGGCACAGCUGUCUCGCUAUCGCUUAUUCAUCACAUGGCCACACGACCAGAGCCAGUCCUGUUCUCUGGCGUCGUCUUAGUGGCCCCGUUUGCCGACGUUGAGUCCUUGACAGCCACGUACCGCAUAGCGGGAACGAUACCACUCCUUGACCCCGUUGCUAGGUUUCCUCGUCUUCUAUGCUGGCUCAAUACGUUUAUCAAAACCAAAUGGCCAAGUAAGAGCAAGCUGGCGGAUUUCAUCCGGCGAUGCGAGGAUAUGGAUCAAGGAUUCUCUGGGUACGAUAUUACCAUGAUUCACGCCGAGGACGACUACAAUAUUCCAUGGUCGCAUAGCGAACAGCUUUUCUGGCAUGCUGUCAAUGCGUCAAUGCCACGAGGAAUUACUUUCGAAGACUUGGAAGAGGAGAAGAUUGCCUCCAGAGUGAACAAUAACGCUGGAGGCUGGGCGGUUGAACGAAGGACGAGCAGGGGCGUCAUUCGAGAGGAGAUCAUGAAAUAUGGCCUUCAUGAUAGGAUAAUGUCGUAUCCAGUGGUCAGCUUAGCUGUGAUGCGGGCGUUUCACACUUUACGGUAGAUGAUAGAUGGACUCUGUGUUAGAGGAAUGUUGACAACUAGCAAUGUCAAGCAUAGAUGGGCAUAAACUUAAUACAUGUAGAUAUAGAAUUAGCACUCAACGUCUGCGGUCGAAUAAUAUUCUGAGAUAAAGCGAUUUAUGC
This is a messenger RNA of Xylaria bambusicola, 1719 nucleotides long. Its product is annotated as Alpha/Beta hydrolase protein. NCBI's taxonomy places the organism in Eukaryota, Fungi, Ascomycota, Sordariomycetes, Xylariales, Xylariaceae. Bases 387 to 1577 code for a protein of 396 amino acids. The record is from RefSeq and is a predicted model, not a curated record. The transcript has a single exon.